CAUUUGUAAGAUUUAAUAAAACUUUUGAUUUUUUUGGUAUUUUUUUUUUGUUUCUCUACUGCACAACACUCACCUUCCCUUUAUACUGUACUCAACAGUGAUACCUCUUUACCAAUAUUCCCUGUAUUUUUAUCACUCACCUUAAUUGGUUUCCAAUCCUUCAAUUCUUUUUAUCUUUCUGCUAUAUAAGGGCGCAUCAUGUCAAAAUUAGAACGAUUGUCUGAACGGUUUUUGACUGUCGGCACACAUCCAUUGAACCUGUGCUUAAAGAGUCGAAAAGAAAAGAAAUCUAAAGAAGAUUCAUUUGAUUUUCCAGAUGAUAAUGUACAUGAUACCCAAGCUUGCCUAUGUUGUCAUACAGAUUCGCCAGCAUACAUACGAUGCUGGCCUGUCAUUUUCCUUUUUUCGGUUAUUACUGAUUUUGCCAUGCCUCUCCCCAAGGGCAAAAAACCAGGACAACAUAGAGACUGGGGCUGGCUACCAGUAAUGAUUAUUUCGACUAUUGCUAUACUUGCAUUUGUUGGUUAUAUUUCUCGUUUUAUCCUUGUCUUAUUACAUCAAUUAAAUCGUAAAAAGGAAGCUGUUGGAUGCCUUGUACCUGCAUGUGCAUUUUUCAUCUUUUUCUUUUUAUCUUACGCAAGAAUUGUUACGAAAACACCUGGACAUCCAAAGCCGUUAUUCAGAGAUGGUGAUACUUUGUCGGUUAAUUCGAGCAGAUCACUUUUGUCCACUGAUGCCAGACACGAGGAAAGUCAACUGAAGCCUUUUACAAUCUUAGGGAACGUGAAAUGGUGCGAAGCGUGUCAGGUAUGGAAACCUGAUAGAGCACAUCAUUGUCGUGUUUGCGACGCUUGUAUAUUAAGAAUGGAUCAUCAUUGUCCCUGGGUAAAUGGAUGUGUUGGCAUAAAAAAUCAUCGCUAUUACAUUCAAUUUCUUUUCUAUGCAUCAUUGUAUGCAUCAUUUGUGUUUCUUACAAGCAUUAUUAUUUUCAUUCAAAGUCGAGGAUUGGCAACCUUUGAUGGUAUAGCUUUAGUUGUUGUGAUUGUCGCUGGUAUUUUCACAAUUGUGAUAGGACCGUUUACUAUGUCCCAUAUCUGGCUGAUUUUCAUCAAUCGAACGACCAUUGAGAAUUCUCAGUUUCAAAAAUGGAAGAAAGCUAGGAAGGCUGGAAAGGCAGAAAAUCGACUGAUCGAAAUGUUUACUGAAACUGAAAAAAAUGUUUUUAACUGUGGAUUGAAAAGCAAUUGGAUGGAAAUCAUGGGGAAAGAUAAGUUAUUAUGGUUUUUGCCGUUGAAAUCAGUAGAGGACAGGAAAAUAGAUGGUGUGUAUUAUCGUUAUAAUGAGGAAGCUUUACAGGAGUAUAGAAGUGAAGAUGCGUCUAGAAGAAUAAAGAAGACAGAUCAGAUCAAUCAUUUGGCAACAGCAAAAUAGACGGGCGUCUCUCAUCGCUACCAUGUCAACAUAGAUUACGGGAAAUGUAUAAAUCUGUUAACUAUACUGUUUUUUCGCUUGACUUUCGCACGAGAUGGCUAUUAAAUUGAGACUAUAUUACAAUUAAAAUUCAGAC
Molecule: messenger RNA, 1567 nt
Organism: Mycotypha africana
Lineage: Eukaryota; Fungi; Mucoromycota; Mucoromycetes; Mucorales; Mycotyphaceae
Product: DHHC palmitoyltransferase-domain-containing protein
Exons: 8
Coding region: 199-1431 (410 amino acids)
Biological process (GO): protein targeting to membrane; peptidyl-L-cysteine S-palmitoylation
Cellular component (GO): Golgi apparatus; endoplasmic reticulum
Molecular function (GO): protein-cysteine S-palmitoyltransferase activity
Source: RefSeq, a predicted model, not a curated record